Lates calcarifer (barramundi perch) is the source of this 2609-nucleotide messenger RNA. RefSeq names its product akt interacting protein (gene aktip). The record is from RefSeq and is a predicted model, not a curated record. The coding region runs from base 257 to 1204 and encodes 315 amino acids. NCBI's taxonomy places the organism in Eukaryota, Metazoa, Chordata, Actinopteri, Centropomidae. The transcript has 10 exons.
GUUAGAUUGAACUCCGGUUUCUGUGUCUGUCAAAUUAUUUAGCUAACCAGUGUUAGCUAGUUAGCCGGAAUGACACCUAGAGGAAUGGUGAGCAGCUGUGAGCGGUUUCUGUGAAUAGUAUAGCGGGACACACGUUAACACCUCUGUUAAAGGGACAUUUCAGAACUCUAGCAAAUACGCAGCGGAUGGCCCGGACAGCACUUGUCGUGGGACCCACAUAAAAAGAGGCGCAUCAAUCUUAACCUCUGGAUGAGUAAUGAACUUAAACCCCUUCUGGAGUAUGUCUGCCAAUACAAGUCGUAAGCAGAGACCCGACAACGAGGAACAGAGUGGGCACGGGGAGCAGAGAGCCAGCCCAGCCCGGCUUUCCUUUGGCAAAAAGCAGCUUCCACCCAUUCCUAAGAAUGCAGCCCCCAUAACCAAGCCAGCAUCAUUGGGCACCCCAGUCCAGUCAGCCAAUGGCACACACGCUUCCUAUGGCCCUUUUUACCUGGAGUACUCUCUGUUGGCUGAGUUCACACUAGUGAUUAAGCAGAAACUCCCUGGAAUCUAUGUCCAACCAUCCUACAAGUCGGCACUAAUGUGGUUUGGGGUCAUAUUCAUCAGACAUGGUUUGUACCAGGAUGGAGUCUUCAAAUUCACAGUGUAUAUUCCCGAUAACUAUCCGGAUGGAGAGUGUCCUAAAUUAGUAUUUGACAUCCCAGUCUUCCAUCCUCUUGUUGACCCUGUGUCUGGAGAGCUUGAUGUCAGAAGAGCAUUCACCAAAUGGAGACGAAAUCACAACCACAUCUGGCAAGUCCUAAUGUAUGCACGUACAAUUUUCUACAAAAUCAAUACCACGGAACCACUCAACCCAGAGGCUGCUGUGCUAUAUGAAAAGGAUGUGCAGUUGUUCAAAAGCAAAGUGGUAGAUAGUGUGAAACUAUGCAACAGUCAUCUUUUUGACCAGCCCAAGAUAGAUGACCCCUACGCAAUAAGAGAUGAACCUCCUGAAGGGAAAACACUCACGUUGCCACUUUUAUCCAUUGGUCACAGUUUUUCUCCAUGGAACCCUGCUGUUCAUGAGGAAGCAAAAGAGCGGAUGUUCACAUACAAAAGACGGCCUGAGGAUCACCACAAGGGAACGCAGGUGUCAGGGUUGUCUUGGGUGAAGCCUGGAUCCACACAGCCCUUCAGCAAAGAUGACAGUCCUUCCCAGAGCUGAACCUGCACUGUUGCUGCAGAGGCCACUAGAGGGAGGCACAAGCAUCGGAUGCCACACUACUGGCUUGCCUCAGCUGUUCAUGUGAACUGGAUCCUUGAAACAGUUGGGAGAACUUUAUAUUAAAUCUCCACAUUAUUGCUCGGCUUUAAAAGCUUUGUAAGCAUCUCCUCAAACAGCUUUAGGAUAAGGAAACAAAGUUUGUAUAAUAUAUGUAAAUCGACGACGACAAAUGGAUGUCUCAGCUACAUCAUUUAGGCUGUGAUGCAAUCAAAGCGCUUUCUCAUUUAGAUUUUCGGAUCCAUGCACAUCUUGGGCUAGGUGAUAACAUGCUGUCCCAAAAAGGAGCUGAAAAGUAUGAGCAAAGCAAUUUGCCUUCAUACGGUAAGUAUAGUGGACUACAUGAUCAGUACCACCUGUUGAAACUGGCUCAGGACUGUUUAUUUGUCAGAUUUGGAAUGUUGUCAGUCACAGCUGUGUGAAUGAAACAUCCUAAUUACCACCCUUCCCAAUAUCCAAUUAGACUGACAUAUGUUUUAUAUUUCUUUCUUAUUGGACAAUAAUUUCCUUUUAAUUCUACUGUCUGUCUUCUAUUGUCUUACAUAGUUCAAGUAUGGUUUUAAAUGAUACGCUAAAUAAGUAAAUUCAUGUAUUUUAUUUUGAUUUUAAAUCAUUUUGAAUGUUUUAUGUACCUUUUGGAUAUUGGUUAUUAAAGGUUUGAUGUGUAAAUAAUGGAUGCUGUGCUAAGGUUUGACUUUAGGAGAUGUGUCUGCAGCAAUGCUUGGAUUUUCAAAGCGAAUAUUUUGGUUUACUUUCUUUCCAAAUGUUACUUACACCUUUACAGAUAUUUACUUCACAAGUCAAAGAAGUUACUGCUGGAUUCUGACCUAGGUUUAAAAAAAGUCAUGUAUUUUGAUAAGGUUUAGUUAUUAACUAGUUUCCAAGCAGCACAAAAUUGAGUUUACUCCAGUUACAAGAAAUACUCCUUUUCUGUUUUGCUAGACCAAAGUCAUUUUAUAUGCGACGUCUUCACUUGUUGUGGGCUCUGGAUGAAUUCAUAGUAAAAUUGCCCAGCCAUUUUCAAUAUUAUUAAACUAAGGAUGUGGAAAAUGUGUGACAUUUUUUAAAUGUGGGUUAGCCCCACCUGUAAAUUACUAUAUUAGAAUAGCAGAUAUGGUGCUGAAAUCUAUUGAUCUAUUCAUAGCUGCUGUGAGAGGAAGGAUGUAAUAAAAUCUCAGUGUACUUUGCACACUGCCAUUCAGGCUGUUGGUAUCCUCAGACAUGAGUUUUAAUGUGUUCUAUAUGGAACCAUUCCUGCUCCACUUUGUGAAAGACAUUACUGCAUAGAUGACAUGAGAUUUAAAUGCUUUUCUUUGAAAUCAAUAAAAUGAUUUAAAAAAAAAAAAAA